Molecule: messenger RNA, 1518 nt
Organism: Coffea eugenioides
Lineage: Eukaryota; Viridiplantae; Streptophyta; Magnoliopsida; Gentianales; Rubiaceae
Product: F-box protein At5g07610-like
Exons: 2
Coding region: 55-1017 (320 amino acids)
Molecular function (GO): protein binding
Source: RefSeq, a predicted model, not a curated record
AUCCAGUACCCGUCAAGUCCCUGCUACAGUUCCACUCUGAAUCCGGCUCCCGAAAUGCUUCCCGGCGGCAAGUCUACCAAAACCUCCCGUUUUGAACCCAUAGAAAACCCAAGAAAAAUCUCCCUCAACUCCACUGCUUCCUCAUCAACUCCCCUCCCUUCUUCGCCAUCAAAAUCCAUCCAAGAAAAGCAAAACGAUGACAUCCCACUUGACACCUCUUUCUCAUCCUCCCCAUCAGCAUCGGCAACCAUCAUAGCCAGGAAUGAAGAUCUCUUGACUCAAAUUUUACUCAAAUUACCGCCAAAAUCCCUCCUCCGCUUCCAAUGCGUCUCCAAGCAAUGGCUCUCGCUUAUUUCCGACCCCGUCUUCCGCCGCCGGCAUUCGAGUAGGAUCAGGCGCUACCCGACCACUGAUUUCCUCUUUUUCAGUUCUGAUAGCUACCGGAACGAGAUUGAUCUGCUGUCAUUUUCCGGAGAUUGGGUGGAUUCAGUGGGAAAUGUAAGUUCUCCUUUACGGUACUUGGGAAGCGAUUGUUGUACUCUAUGCUUUGAUAUCGAAAAUGAAUGCCUACAACCAUCCACGCCUCGAAUUCCAACUAAUUUGGAGGUUGUGGGCAGAUGGGAUAUUAGGUAUUUUGGGGAAACAGGGGGGAAUUUGUAUGUAAUUUGUCUAAACAAGCCUAAAGCUAUGCUGUUCGAUGUUUUUGCACUGAAGAGGGACUACUCUCAAUGGGUUGUGAAGUAUCGUGUUGAUUUUGCUCCCUUGAUUACUUGUUAUCCUGAGAUGAAGAAUCGUGGUUUCCAUACGCCCUGUUUUGUUGUGGAUAAGGAGGGAAAGAAAGCAAGGAUUGUGAUUUUGGUAGAGGAUAAGUUCAUUUAUUACGAUAUUCAUGGUAUGUUUGUGAAGGAGCUUGUUGAAGUAGUGCCUGUGUAUGCUGAGGUUGGUGGCUGGGGCGAUAGCACGUGGUACAGAUGGUGUGAAGCUUACCAACAUGUUGAUACACUUGCUUCGGUUUAAGGUCUGCAGAUUGUUUGCGCUAGUGUCAAGUGUUUUUGAUUCUGAUGAUCGACCUCCAUAGGUAUCGAAACUCUGUCAAGUGUUUUUGAUUCUGAUGAUCGACCUCCAUUCGUAUCGAAACUCUGUCAAGCGUUGUUUAUUCUGAUGAUCGACCUCCAUAGGUAUCGAAACUAAGUAGUAAGUGGUAAUGGCUUAGUUUUUUGGACCCAUGUAAAAAUGGUGCUAAAAGUCCAUAGCAUGUAUGGUUUAGCUAUUUUGGACUCAUGUGAUUAUCUUUAUGUUUUUUAGUAGAAUCAUCUAAGAAAACCAUGCUGUAUAUGAUGUUCAGGUUUUAUAGUAGCUUACUUCCACAUUUUGAAGCUGUGUUUUCAUUCUGUUUUCUGGUGGUUCUGGAUUCUGGAAAUUAUCAUAAAUAGGUGCUUCAAGUUGUAUAUGGGAUUCUAGGCAGGGAACGCCUUUGUUUGAUCAAUGGGAUGGUUGCUGUGAAUGUUUGUUUCUAGC